UCCGCAAUCUGCUACUCGGGUCUGAGUCCGUGUCACGGAGUCAGCAUGGCGGACGUCGUGUGUGAAGUCGCCGCUAACUAGCGUCACUAGUCUCUUUAACCGCGUCGGUCGAUUAACCGGUUAACUGGUUGUCUCGUUAACGACCGACCGACAUGCUGACGGCCGUCGCCUGUUCGUGUGUGCGGGGCGGGAGGAGGAUGUCCGCCCCGGUGGCUCAGCUGUCGCUCCUCUCUGCGAAGAGCUCCCCGAGGUGUGUGACUCCAACCCGGGUACGGGACGCGUCACAGCACCGGUCCCCCGGGCUCCUCACCCCGGCUCCCUGGCUCCUGCCCUCGCUCCGGUGUGUGUCCCGGUCGCAGCCCAGCCCCGGUGGCCCCCCGGCCCCAGAAGAUGGAGAGAACUUCGGCUCCCUUUCCGCCGAUAUCUCCUCCCGGAGGUCGUUCAGGAAGAGCGGCCCGGACACCCAGGAGCUGCGGCACCCAGAGCAAGAGUCCCGGGAUGAUGAUGAUGAUGAGGAGGAGGAGGAGGAUGUGAGGAGGCCCCGGAGGAGAAACACACCACACUGGUACUUCUUACAGUGCAAGAGGCUGAUUAAAGAGAAGAAGCUGCAGGAGGCUCUGGACCUGUUCAGCAGAGACAUGCUGCAGGUGGAGAAGCUGCAGCCGGAGGAGUCCAACUACACCGUCCUGAUCGGAGGCUGUGGUCGAGCCGGACAACUGAAACAGGCCUUCAGACUCUACAAUGACAUGAAGAAGCGAGGUCUGGAGGCCGUAGAUGCGACCUACACCGCACUGUUCAACGCCUGCGCCCAGUCGCCUUCAAAACAAGCCGGUCUGCAGCAAGCGCUGAAGCUGGAGCAGGAGCUCCGCCGCAAGAACUACCCCCUCAGCACCAUCACGUACCACGCCCUGCUCAAGACACACGCCUUCACCAACCACCUGCAGGCCUGCAUUCACACGCUCAGGGAGAUGCUGCAGAACGGACAUGUUGUAACUCCGGAGACAUUUCACUACCUGCUGAUGGGCUGCCUGAAGGACAAAGAAACAGGAUUCAGACUGGCUUUACAGGUUUGGCGCCAGAUGUUGAAGUCAGGGAUUCGUCCAGACUCUAAGAAUUAUACCCUACUCUUAAGAACUGCAAGGGACUGUGGGAUUGGUGAUCCUGCCCUGGCCUCCAGCGUUCUGCUCAGUCGUGAGUGGGAGAGUCUGAAAGAGACGCCACAAGUGUCAAAUGUCAAGUCAAGGUCGAGACGUAAGGACACAAUAGACAUUGAGCUUCUGGAGAGGCAGCUGUUUAUCGAACCUGGUUCACUCAGACACGGUGACGAGUCCGUCAGCAGAGGAGAAUCCAACCAGCUGAUACCAGUCAGUCAAAGAGAAAGCCCCCCCCUCUCUGUUGACUCAGUGAAUUACUCACCCCCUAAUCUGCUGGACCUUUUUGAGGGGAGGAAGUGUGCGGUGGUCUCCCUCGGCGCUGUAGAUGGAGCAUAUGAUCGGCUCGCCCUGAUCGGAGGAGCUGAAGGUUUUCUGGAAAAGAUGGCAGCUAACGGACUCAGUCCUGACCUCAGGACUCUGACGCUGCUGGGGGACACGAUGGAGCCGGGCUACCAGUCUCUGCAGAUGCUGCUGAGGGCCGCCAAGAAGCAUCACGUGAAGCUCGACGUAGCGUUCUUUAACUCUGUGAUUCGCAGGGCGACCAGAGCUGGUGACCUGGAGGCGGCACAGGGCGUGUUGAGUGUGAUGCGGCAGCGACACGUGAGCGUGGACGUGCAGACAUUUGGAAGCCUCGCAUUAGGCUGCGAGCGACAGAAAGACGCCCUGCAGCUGCUAAAGGACAUGGAGGGGGCGGGGCUCAGGCCGAACGUGCAUGUGUUCUCAGCUUUGAUUGGCAGAGCAACGCGGAGACUGGAUUACGUCUACCUUAAAAUGAUCCUCAAAACUAUGAGCGAGAUGGAGGUGUGGCCGAACGAGGUCAUCAUCAAGCAGCUGGAGUUUGCCGCACAGUAUCCUCCCAACUACAACCAGUACAAGUCCAGAAACAACUACCUGGUCCAGAUCGAUGGGUUUCGUGGUUUCUACCAGGAGUGGCUGAAGGUCACGCCUGCUCUGGAUGUGAAGGAUGAACAGGCAGAGCUUCACAUUGAAACAGAAGCUGCAGAGCUGGAAACCGAAGCUGCAGAUGGACUGACAUCAUCUCAGAGGAACCAGAGAGCAGCAGCUCGGAGAUAUUAUUCCCGUAAGGACAAGACUGCUCUGUAACAACACUCUUGAAAAAUAUCUUUCUUCAUUCUCUUCUUGGAAAACUGCUGAAUGGACUGUAUGUUAUUUCAUUUCACACAAGAAAAUCUAUGAUAUUGUUAUUUAUAU
This is a messenger RNA of Paralichthys olivaceus (Japanese flounder), 2366 nucleotides long. It is a transcript of the gene ptcd1, whose product is annotated as pentatricopeptide repeat domain 1. NCBI's taxonomy places the organism in Eukaryota, Metazoa, Chordata, Actinopteri, Pleuronectiformes, Paralichthyidae. The record is from RefSeq and is a predicted model, not a curated record. Gene Ontology annotation, cellular component: mitochondrial matrix. Gene Ontology annotation, biological process: tRNA 3'-end processing. Gene Ontology annotation, molecular function: protein binding; tRNA binding.